Colossoma macropomum (tambaqui) is the source of this 3610-nucleotide messenger RNA. It is a transcript of the gene cpne5b, whose product is annotated as copine Vb. Gene Ontology annotation, molecular function: calcium-dependent phospholipid binding. Lineage: Eukaryota; Metazoa; Chordata; Actinopteri; Characiformes; Serrasalmidae. Gene Ontology annotation, biological process: cellular response to calcium ion. The record is from RefSeq and is a predicted model, not a curated record. Gene Ontology annotation, cellular component: plasma membrane. The coding region runs from base 138 to 1844 and encodes 568 amino acids. The transcript is spliced from 20 exons.
AGGAGCGGGUGCGCGUGGCCGUGUCCCCAUCCCUAGACCUCCCGUAAAAGGCGUCCUUCUGGUCCGUCUUGCCGUGAUCUGGCCUCCCCCACCAGCAACCCACCCCUACUUUUGCCCCCCAGCCCCUCCGGCCACUCAUGGAGGGAGACGUUAUGGACAAACUGGACGACAUGGCUUCGGUGUACGAGUUCGACCCGUUCACGGGCAACAUUCCCGCCACCAAAGUGGAGAUCACCGUGUCCUGCAGGAAUCUUCUAGAUAAAGACACAUUCUCCAAAUCAGACCCAAUGUGUGUCCUUUACACACAAGGAAUCGAGACCAAGCAGUGGAGAGAGUUUGGAAGAACGGAGGUGAUUGACAACACACUAAAUCCAGACUUUGUCAGAAAGUUCAUCCUCGACUACUUCUUUGAGGAGAAGCAGAACCUUCGGUUUGACUUAUACGAUGUUGACUCUAAAAGUCCAGACCUCUCAAAACACGAUUUCCUCGGGCAGAUGUUCUGCACCCUGGGUGAGAUUGUGGGGUCACCAGCGAGUCGGCUGGAGAAGCCUCUUGGGGGUAUUCCUGGGAAGAAGUGUGGCACCAUCAUCCUGUCGGCAGAAGAGCUGGGAAACUGCAGGGAUAGUGCGACCAUGCAGUUUUGCGCCAAUAAGCUGGACAAGAAAGACUUUUUUGGCAAGUCGGACCCCUUCAUGGUAUUCUACAGAAGUAAUGAAGAUGGAACGUUCACCAUCUGCCAUAAGACAGAGGUGGUGAAGAACACCCUCAAUCCAGUCUGGCAGUCUUUCACCAUCCCAGUGAGAGCGCUCUGCAACGGAGACUAUGACCGAACUAUCAAGGUGGAGGUUUAUGACUGGGAUCGAGAUGGAAGCCACGAUUUCAUUGGUGAAUUCACCACCAGUUACCGUGAGCUAGCCCGAGGUCAGAGUCAAUUCAACGUGUAUGAGGUGGUGAAUCCGAAGAAGAAGAUGAAGAAGAAGAAAUACGUCAAUUCAGGCACGGUGACGCUGCUGUCUUUCUCUGUGGAAUCCGAAUUCACUUUCCUCGAUUACAUCAAAGGAGGGACCCAAAUCAAUUUCACGGUGGCCAUUGAUUUCACCGCCUCUAAUGGUAACCCGUCCCAGUCCACGUCCCUCCACUACAUGAACCCGUACCAGAUGAACGCCUACGCCAUGGCGCUCAAAGCUGUGGGGGAGAUCAUCCAGGAUUAUGACAGCGAUAAGAUGUUUCCCGCUCUGGGCUUUGGAGCCAAACUGCCCCCUGAUGGACGCGUGUCUCACGAGUUUCCUCUGAACGGCAAUAUUGAAAACCCCUACUGUAACGGCAUCGAGGGGAUUCUGGAGGCUUACCACCAGAGCUUAAAGACUGUCCAGCUUUAUGGACCCACAAACUUCGCCCCUGUUGUCAACCAUGUGGCAAGGUACGCAGCAGCUGUGCAGGACGGCUCGCAGUACUUCGUUCUCCUCAUCAUCACAGAUGGAGUCAUAUCAGACAUGUCCCAGACCAAAGAGGCCAUUGUGAACGGUGCCAAGCUCCCCAUGUCAAUCAUCAUUGUCGGAGUGGGCCAGGCUGAAUUUGACGCUAUGGUGGAGCUGGACGGUGAUGACAUCAGGAUCUCCUCACGAGGGAAGCUAGCAGAACGGGACAUUGUCCAGUUCGUGCCGUUCCGCGAUUACAUGGACCGGACGGGGAACCACGUGUUAAGCAUGGCACGGCUGGCCAAAGACGUCCUGGCUGAAAUCCCUGACCAGUUCAUCUCCUACAUGAAGAGCCGGGGCAUUAAACCCAACCCCGCGCCCCCUCCCUACACACCCCCAGGACACACACACCACACACAGAUCUGAGACCAUGCUCCUCUGAGGGCUCGCUGGAGAUGACAUCAGCCUCCCUUAGAAUUCUGGGACAGGCCUGAUGGAGCAGCGGAGAAUCGUGGCUCCCUGCGCUAACAUGUGUUCGGACUCUUCAGGACACUAUUAAGUGCCGAGGCAUUUCUGUUCGUGCUUUUUCGUACGUUUGUACAUUUUCCUGCCUGUUUUCAUGCCGGGAAUUCGCCACAAUCGGACUUGAGUACAGGUUUUGUCGUUUUUUGUCAAAAGGAAAAAAAUCUUGGCCUGUGACUGUUCUCAGUUCUUUUUGGGGGCGAUGAGUUGAGAAGCAAAGGAGAGGAGGAGGAGGAGGAGGAGGAAGAAAGAGGAAGAGGACGACUGUGUUUGUGGUCUCAGCUCGUGCCUGUCUGUGGUCGUCUCAAUGUACCAGGACAAGUGUGCUGUGCUCUGACCUUUUGACCUUGCUCCGCGUUGGUGUAUUAGCGCGUAUGUGCAUUCAGGUGACGUUUUUAGAUACCUUUCUCAAUGGUGUUUAUUUUAGAGCGAGACGUUGUUUGUGUGCAUUUGAUUUGUCAUUUCUGCACAACACUUGUGUUAAACGUUGCUUUUCAGAUCUUACGUUCAUUUGAUCUUCAUUCUUGUCUGUCUGAAGCCAUUCAUUUUCAUGAAAGCAUGUUGAAAGGAGCCACGAUCUGAUAGCCAAGAGGUUUAGCUUUUCUAUUUAUGCAUAUACAAGCGUUCAAAAGUUUGGAAUCACAAUUUAAAAGUUUGAGAUCAAUGGUUUCAAUAAAAUAAAAUACAUAUAGUUGAUAAAUGUAUAAAAUGAUUCUAUGAUGAUGCUACCACUCUGUAACUUCACAGAUUUCAACUAAUUAGCAGGAAGAUGUAAACAAUGAAGAAAGUUUAGAUGUGUCUGAGUGAUGAACAGAGCUGUAGAUGAUUCCAGAUGGUUGAGAAUGUUGUAUAACACUGAGAAUGAGGUCAAAAUAAAAUUAACAUCCAGAACAGAUUGUAUUCGAUACAUAGUCACCACAUCUCAAGGCGCGUAAUUGAUUAAGAAAUUACUAUAAAUAGAUGGCCCCAUCCAACAAGUACCACAUUUACACUGUAUAAGUUAUUAUUGAAUAAGAUUACAGCAAUUAUUAGCAUGACAGGUGAGUCCAAACUUUUGAAUGCUGGUGUAUAUGCUAGUCCAUCAAAAAAUAGGCAUGCAAUGCAAAGAUUACUGUUAUUCUGAGCAGUUAAGAAGCUCAGCUGUGAAAAGGUUUGGGAAUUAUAUGAUCAGCGAACAUUACAGUUUUCAAGAAACUAGACCCUCCUUUUACUGCUGUAAAAAGACGAUCCCUGAAAUUAUUACACGACUCCAACAUGUCAACAGUGCUAAGAUAAAUGGUCACUUCUGCCAUUUUUUACAAGACUUAGCAGUCAUUGUAACUGCCAGCAUCUCUAAGGCCCAAUCCCAUUUCACCCCUUGACCCUACCACUUAGCCCUAACUUCUCCGUUUUGCGCGUUCAUGCCUAGGGUUAGGGUGUCUCGAUUUUUCUUGAGAUAUAGGGGUAGGGUGAAGUGUUAGGGCUAAAUGGCCCUCAAAAUGGAGUUUUUUCAGAGGCUCACUCUAAACAGAGUCUUAUGAGAAAAAAAAAAACAGCAAGAUGGCUCCACAAGCAACCAAAGUAUAUAAGAGUAUUUUCUUCACUAAAAAUUAUGAUAACCAUUGUAUUAUCUUAGUUCAUGGUCGUUUCAAUGCAUUUUGGUCCUUUUCUUCAUAGCAAGCAUAAAAACA